Molecule: messenger RNA, 702 nt
Organism: Stegastes partitus (bicolor damselfish)
Lineage: Eukaryota; Metazoa; Chordata; Actinopteri; Pomacentridae
Gene: taf13
Product: TATA-box binding protein associated factor 13
Exons: 2
Coding region: 1-531 (176 amino acids)
Biological process (GO): transcription by RNA polymerase II
Cellular component (GO): transcription factor TFIID complex
Molecular function (GO): protein heterodimerization activity
Source: RefSeq, a predicted model, not a curated record
AUGACCACCAGGGGCGCUGUGGUUUCACCCGCUAACCGUCUACGAAGCGCUACUUCCGCAGUCAACGAGAGGAGAGCGGAAGUUGAGCCGCCAAUCAAAUCAAACGAAGAAGAAGACAAACUAACAACAAACAAAUCCAGCCUCCGUGACAGCAGAAUGGCGGACGAAGAAGACGAACCCGGCUUCGACGAGGAGCUGGACGACGGAACCAGCGGGGUGGACGUGGGCCACGGCAGGAGGAAGAGGCUCUUCUCCAAGGAGCUCCGGUGCAUGAUGUAUGGCUUCGGAGACGACCAGAACCCGUACACGGAGUCCGUGGACAUCCUGGAGGACCUGGUGAUCGAGUUCAUCACGGAGAUGACCCACAAAGCCAUGUCCAUCGGACGCCAGGGCCGCGUCCAGGUGGAGGACAUCGUGUUUCUGAUCCGUAAGGACCCCCGGAAGUUCGCCCGAGUCAAAGACCUGCUGACCAUGAACGAGGAGCUGAAGAGAGCCAGGAAAGCCUUCGACGAAGCUAACUAUGGCUCCUAACGGCUCAUUGAGACACUUUUUGGGGGUUAAUUUGGAGGUUUGUGUCGUUUUAAUUUGUUAUUCACGCUUGGAUUGUGGUCCAAACUGCGUUUCUGUGGCAUAGAGAUGACAGGAUGUUGGAUAUAAAGCUAAUGACAUGUUGAAUAAAGCAGCUUUCACAUUGUUUUCAUA